Molecule: messenger RNA, 1266 nt
Organism: Thalassophryne amazonica
Lineage: Eukaryota; Metazoa; Chordata; Actinopteri; Batrachoidiformes; Batrachoididae
Gene: mtfmt
Product: mitochondrial methionyl-tRNA formyltransferase
Exons: 9
Coding region: 72-1211 (379 amino acids)
Biological process (GO): conversion of methionyl-tRNA to N-formyl-methionyl-tRNA; biosynthetic process
Cellular component (GO): mitochondrion
Molecular function (GO): methionyl-tRNA formyltransferase activity
Source: RefSeq, a predicted model, not a curated record
AGAAAAACAUAAACUAAGGGUUCACGGUUGUGCUAAGCUAACCAGUGGCGUUUAAAGUUAAUGAUUUAAAUAUGUGGAGGAACAGCUCGACUCCAGGAGCUGCACUCAGAACCUUUAAAAUCUUUAUUGACUGGAGGAAACAAGCUUUGAUGAGGAGUAAAGUCAAAGUGCGCCGAAUCUGUGAUUUUGUUCGCGACUCAGCAGCUCGACCUUCGUGGAAAAUCCUGUUUUUUGGCUCAGAUCAUUUUGCUGUGGAAUCUCUAAAAACCUUGAUGUCCAGCAGGAGGUCUGCUGAAGGAUUAGUGGAGGCACUUGAAGUUGUUAGUUUGCCUGGUGAUGUGCCUGUGAAGAGGUUUGCGCAAGAGAACCACCUUCCAGUCCACACAUGGCCCCCUGAGGUUACAGAAGGACAGUUUGAUGCUGGAGUGGUUGUGUCUUUUGGAUGUUUAAUCCCAAAGAGACUCAUCCAGCAGUUUCCAUAUGGGAUUCUGAAUGUUCACCCCAGCCUGCUGCCAAGGUGGCGAGGUCCGGCGCCAGUCGUCCACACCAUCAUGCAUGGUGACAUUAUUACAGGAGUCACAAUCAUGCAGAUAGUCCCCCGCAGGUUUGACGUUGGCCCCAUUCUCAACCAGGAGGUCCAUGAGGUUCCUCGGGACUGUACAGCUGAUGAACUUGGACGUGAUCUAGCCAUUAAAGGUGCUCAUCUGCUCAUUGAGACACUGAAGACAUUACCUGAGAGAAUUGAAAAGAAGACAGAGCAAAGCCAAACCGGUGCUACAUUUGCCCCAAAAGUCAACAGCUCCAUGGGCUGGCUGGUGUGGGAGGAACAGACCUGUGACCAGAUCGACUGUCUAUACCGUGCCAUUGGAUCACGGAUACCUUUGAGGACCACAUGGAAGGGCACGACAGUAAAACUGAUGGAUUUUGUUGGGAAAUGCAACAUUUCAUCUUCAGAUGGGAGGACAGUGACCCCUGGAGCUGUGAGUUAUCAGAGCAACUUGAAUGUCUUGGCUGUCCGCUGUAAGGAUGGCUGGGUGGGAUUCAGGACGGUGAUCCUGAAGAAACGUCUGACAGCUGCUGACUUCCACAACGGCUAUCUGCACUGGACACUGAAGAAGCCCAAUCCAACAGCAGAGGAUCUCUUUGUCAGCAAGCAAAGCCAAGAAGGAAAAUCUGCAUACUUGAAGGACGACAAUGGGAUGAAGACAUGAAACACAGACUCAUUGCAUGUACAGUUUUUUUAUUAUUAAAUUAUUUUUUCUCAAA